Messenger RNA from Cornus florida, 1672 nucleotides. RefSeq lists its product as uncharacterized. The record is from RefSeq and is a predicted model, not a curated record. NCBI's taxonomy places the organism in Eukaryota, Viridiplantae, Streptophyta, Magnoliopsida, Cornales, Cornaceae. The coding region runs from base 1 to 666 and encodes 221 amino acids. The transcript is spliced from 4 exons.
AUGCAGGAAAAUCACAUACCAGUUGGACACCAACCACGAAGUAUCAAUGGUCGACACAAACACAAAAAAAGGCAUAGGAAAAUCUUUUCCUCUCCUUCUUAUAGGCCACCAACAGAAAAUCUUUUUCUCGGGUUCUCCUAUGAGACUCCAACAGUGAAGCCAAGCCUCUGGCCGUCAACUUCCAAGGCCCAAAAUAAAGUUAGAACUCUACCCAAAAAAGAAGAGAGCAAAGGGAAACGGCUGCUCCAUCUUUCCUUUCUACUCACCGUCAAAGGAGCUGGAAGAGGCAGACGACGACCUGCUAGAGGUAAAGGUCAGGGAGGUGCCGGUCGUGGUGGUGUUGACCAUGACAAUGUUCAGUUGGAGGAUACACCUCAUGUGCCGAAUCUUAUAAUUGGAUUUAUCAGAGAUAUCCGCAAAUUGGAGACUGUUGAAUUUGCUAGAGCUACCGAUCCACUUGAUAUUGAGAAGUGGAUUGAAGAUAUAGAAAAGUAUUUUGAGAUGAUGGACUGCACUGAGGUGCAGAAAAGGAAGAUUGGUGCAUUUCUUUUAUCUGGUGAGGCGCGCCAGUGGUGGCAGUCAGAGACCAGGAUGGUUGUGGACAUUACAACUAUGACCUGGGAUGAUUUUAAAACUCAGUUCAACGACAAAUACUUUCCACAAUAAGUGAAGGAGAAGAAGGCAACUGAGUUCAUGCAGCUGGAACAGAAUCAUAAUAUGACAGUCAAUGAGUACAAGAGAAAGUUUACAGAGCUAUCCCGAUUCGCUCCUCACAUUGUUGCGAAUGAAUUGCACAAGGUCAAAAAGUUUGAACGGGGAUUGAUCUCUCAUGUAAAGAAGUUUAUGGUGGGUCAUCAUUUUGACACUUAUGCUAAAGUGGUGGAAUAUGCCAUGGCAGUAGAGGAGAAUAAUAACAUUGCCUUUUAGAAACAGAAGGAGCGUAGGGCAGAACAGAAAGGUAAGGGGACUAGCAGCUCUCAACAGAAUCAGAGGGGUCAGCAGCAGCAGACUCAGAGAAACUGGCAGGGUCAGUCUUGGCAGAGAGGUAGACAAGAUUGGCAAGCAGGGAAACGACAGAGAGUUGGUGAAGGUGAGUAAUCCACAGCUUUAGUACCAGCCACACCUCAUGAUGCACAGCCAUAUCAGUUCAGCGGGCAUUGCUACAAUUGUCGUGAACAAGGACAUUUGGCUCGUAAUUGUCCCAAGCCUCACAAGAAUAACCAGCAGAAAGGUCAGGCACCGCAGCAGCAAGGAGGUGCAAGGGUUUAUGCAGUUGUUCCAGAUGGGAGACAGGAUCGUGCACCACCAGCAGUGGAAGGUGCUCGUAGAGUAGGAACGUGAUGGGAUCACAUGAUGGUGACAGAUUUUGGCUAGUUUUUCGUAUUCUUUGGUUUAGUUCAAUUUCUCAUUCUAAUAAGAAUGAUGAUAUAUUUUUGAGAUUUAGUUCAUUUUGUCCAGUUAUCAUGGAUUAUUUUGACAAGGUUGAUUGUUAUUAUGGUUGUAUCGAUUUAAUAAAUUAGUGGGUGAUUUACAUCUACUUCUUUAUUUAAUUAUCUUUUUGUAAAGUUGUAGUUGUGUAAAGAAAGUUAUGCCAGAUUUUAAUACUAGACAAGAGUUCAUGUAUUUAAGAUUUUGGGACGUGACAAGUGACCCAUGAUUUAGUUUGUAUAUA